UGUCGGCUCGGUCAUGUGAUCAGCUGUGUCCAAUCACAGCUGAUCACAUGGCACUGAUGAUCAGUGUGGCCCCAGGAAGUGCCACCUGUCAGUGCUCAUCAGUGCCACGUGCCAGUGCCCAUCAGUGCCACGUGCCAGUGCCCAUCAGUGCCACAUCAAUGCCACAUAUCAGUGCAUACCAGUGCACAUCAAUGCCCCAUAUCAGUGCCCAUCUGAGCUGCCUUUCAAUGUCACCCAUCAGUGCCAGUCAGUGCCACCAAUAAAUGCCAAUCAGUGCCACCUAUCAGUGCUGCCAACCAGUGCCACCUAUCAGUGCCAGUCAGUGUCGCCUAUCAGUGCCGCCUAUCAGUGCCAGUCAGUGCCGCCUAUCAGUGCCAGUCAGUGUCGCCUAACAGUGCCAGUCAGUG
Staurois parvus is the source of this 407-nucleotide messenger RNA. The record is from the annotation of a GenBank genome assembly. NCBI's taxonomy places the organism in Eukaryota, Metazoa, Chordata, Amphibia, Anura, Ranidae.